This is a messenger RNA of Culex quinquefasciatus (southern house mosquito), 8217 nucleotides long. RefSeq names its product toll-like receptor 6. Gene Ontology annotation, molecular function: protein binding. Lineage: Eukaryota; Metazoa; Arthropoda; Insecta; Diptera; Culicidae. Gene Ontology annotation, biological process: signal transduction. The coding region runs from base 361 to 4284 and encodes 1307 amino acids. The transcript has a single exon. The record is from RefSeq and is a predicted model, not a curated record.
AGACACCGGGUGUUGAUUUGCGAUUCAAAUUCGCGCGCACUUGGCGGGUGGACGAAGACAAAAACUCUCGGCAACCUGGCUCCGGCACGGGGAAGCGGUGCAAUCUACACGCUACUGCUGCUGCUGGUUGUCAGCUGUACGCUAGCGACCGCAGCCCGCAACAACUUCCUGCGCCACGAUGACGCCCUGCCGAAGGGCUGCACCUGGACCGGUGCCGUACUGGAAGUUUCGCAGGAGAAAAGAUCGGACGAGCUGCAGUGCAAAAUCAAAACCAUAACCAAGACCGAGAGUCUGCUAGCUAAUAUAAGUAGUUAUCAAAUUGAUAGGAUAAAGUCGCUGAAGCUAGAAUGCAACGACAUUAUGUUCUUCGAAAGUUCCUUAGAAUCGACGACGACGCCGGGCAACUUUCUCGGCAAUCUGAACAGCUUGCUGCGGCUGUCGAUCGAGUACUGCAAGAUUAAGUACAUCCCGGCGAUGGCCUUUUCCAACAUGAAGGUGCUAAAGAGCCUCACCCUGAGCACGCACAACAUUGACUGGUCUGUGAUGAAUUUGGAGCUGCAUCCGGAUAGCUUCCGGGGGCUAACCGAGCUUAAAGAGAUGCACCUGGCGGACAACAACAUCUGGAGUCUACCGAAUGAAGUGUUCUGUCCGCUGUACACACUGAAAGUGUUGAACCUGACCGGAAAUCGACUGAGUGACAUGUCCCAGCUGGGGCUGUCCGACUGGGGCAAGGGCCCGAUAGCACCCGGCAAGGCGUGCAACACCGGGCUCGAAGUGUUGGAUCUGUCGGGAAACGACGUCACCCUAAUGCCCGAUAAUGGCCUCUCGGCGCUAAGGUCGCUAAACGCGCUCUAUCUCCAGAACAACCUCGUGAAGGAAAUCGCCGACCGGGCGUUUGUCGGUCUCGGAACGCUUGAAAUUCUAAACCUCUCCAACAACAAGCUUACCGCGCUCACCCCCGAACUGUUUCAAUCGUCCCGCAAGAUUCGUCAGGUUUACCUUCAGAAUAACUCCCUCUCGGUGCUGGCGCCGGGCGUUUUCGAAGGUCUGGAUCGGCUGGAAACGUUGGACCUUUCCCGGAAUCAGCUGACCUCGACGUGGAUUAAACGGGACACGUUCGCCGGCCAGGUGCGACUGGUAGUGCUCAAUCUCGGCUACAAUCACCUCUCGAAGGUGGACCAGCAUGUGUUCAAGGGGCUGUACAGUUUACAGAUUCUCAACUUGGAGCACAACGCGAUUGAGUUGGUGGCUGAUGGUGCGUUUAGUGAUUUGAAGAAUUUGCAUGCCCUGUUUCUGUCGCACAACCGGCUACGGCAGAUUGAGCCGUACCACUUCAGUGAGCUGUACGUUCUGAACCAGCUCAUUUUGGAAUCCAAUCAGAUUGUGUACAUCCACGAGCGUGCCUUUGAGAAUUUAACGCACUUGCACGAUUUGAGCUUGAACGACAACCGGCUGGAGGAAAUUCCGAGUGGGAUGAAGAGUUUGAAGUUUUUGCAAUCACUGGACCUGGGCAAAAAUCAGAUAACGGAAAUAAAUAAUUCCUCGUUCGAGGGGCUGGAAGAGCUGAUGGGACUGCGGCUGGUGGACAAUCAGAUAACGGAGAUUUCCAGAGAUACGUUCUUCGCGCUGUCGACCAUACACGUGCUGAACCUGGCCAGCAACCGGAUCCGGCACGUGGACCAGUCGGCGUUCAGCUCUAAUCCGACGCUGCGGGCGAUUCGGCUCGAUAAUAACGAGCUGGAAGAUGUGGCCGGGGUGUUUACGUCGCUCUCGUCGCUGGUGUAUUUGAAUAUCUCGGACAACAACAUUGGCUGGUUCGACUACUCGCACUAUCCGCAGUCGCUGGAGUGGUUGGACAUCCACAAGAACAACAUUUCCGAGCUGGGCAAUCGUUACGACGUGGGAAAUUGGUUCCAGCUCAAAAUGCUGGACGUGUCCCACAACCGAAUCAAGCACAUCAACACGAGCUCGUUUCCGAAAAAUAUCGAAACACUGCUGCUGAACAACAACCAGAUUGAGGAGAUUGCCCCGGAGACCUUCGCCGGCAAGGAGAACCUGGUGAAGGUGGUGCUUUACGGCAACCACUUGCGCCGGCUGGAAAUGCCCUCGCUGGCUCUCACGCUCGUCCCGGACACCCGAACCAUGCCGGAGUUUUACAUUGGUGAUAAUUUAAUUCACUGCGACUGCAGCAUGGAAUGGCUACAGCGGAUUAACGAGCUGAGCUAUCUGCGGCAGUACCCGCAAGUGAAGGACCUGGACUCGGUCAUGUGCACGAUGGAGCACGAACGGGGCGAACUGGUGCGGCCCCUGACGGAGAUGAAGGCAAGUGAGUUUCUAUGCAAAUACGAGAGCCAUUGUUUCGCGACGUGCCACUGCUGUGAUUUUGACGCUUGUGACUGCAAGAUGACGUGCCCGGACCGGUGCAGUUGCUAUCACGAUACGGCCUGGGAGUCGAACAUUGUGGACUGUGGCAGCGCCGGGUUGACCACGAUUCCGAGCAAAAUCCCGAUGGAUGCCACGGAUAUCUAUUUGGACGGGAAUAAUUUCGGUCAGCUGGAAAGUCACGUCUUCAUCGGGAAGAAAAAGCUCAAAUCACUGUAUCUGAAUAAUAGCCACAUUGACGAGUUGAAUAAUAAAACGUUUGGCGGAAUUCCGGCCCUCACGGUGCUGCAUCUGGAGGGCAACGGGCUGGAACGGAUCAGCGGGGCGGAGUUUGAGCAGCUGAGGGAGCUGAAGGAGCUGUACCUGGACCACAACGCCAUCGAGGCCAUCGGAAACAAGUCGUUUUACUAUCAAAAGUCGCUGGAGGUGCUUACGAUGGCAGACAAUCGGCUGGCCGAGCUGAAGCCUUGGGAGCUGAUGCCACCGGGCGGUACGUUCCGGCUAAUCUCGCUAAGUGGCAAUAAACUGAGCUGUGGCUGUGAAUCGAUUGGGAAGCUGGUGGACUGGGCCGAGCGGCAGUUUAACGAAACGAAUGGGCUAAGUGAAUUUCAGUGUACGAACAAUAAAUUAGUGAAGGACGCGAUUAAGGAAUGUGAGAGUCACAAGAGUGCCCCGAUAGCGACCCCGACCGUGCAGCGGACGAUUAUCGAUAAUGAUUUUAUAGACUAUUUGCCACUGUUGAUUGCCGUGCUGGCCGGGCUAGUGCUAACGAUUCUGCUGGUGACGUUGGUGUUCAUCUUCCGGAACGAUUUUUGCCUGUGGGCUCACUCGCGGUACGGCGUACGAAUCUGCAAGGACCCGCUGAGCGCGAUGGAACGCUGCGAGGACAACGAGAAACUGUACGACGGCUAUCUUAUCUACAGCUCGGCCGACGCCGAUAUGGUAACUAGUCAAAUUGCCCAGGAUCUGGAGCACAGUGGGUACGCGAUGUGUCUGCACUACCGAGACAUCCACUCGGCGGCCUUUUUGGCCGAUUCGCUGCAGGGGGCGGCGGACGCUUCCCGCAAGCUAAUCCUCUUCAUCAGCGUCAAGUUCUUGCAGUUUGAGUGGUCUCAGGCGGAAUUCCGGGCGGGGCUGCAAAGCGUGCUGGAGCUAAUCCGACCGUCCCGGCGGAGGCAAAAGCUCAUCCUGAUCACCUCCGUGCCCCAGUCGAUGCUCUCGAUGGACCCCAUCAUGGACAUCCUCACGCGAACCUGCACCGUAAUCGCGUGGGACGAUCGGCGCUUCUGGGACAAGCUCCGCUUCGCCAUGCCGGACAUCGGCAAAAACUCCCCUGUAAAUAAGGCGCCCCAUCGCAAAGCCAUCAACAUCCGGUACACCCCGGCCCCGACCAACCCCUCCGCGCCGCCUCCCCCCACCGCCACCUGGCCCAAGCGGCUCAACUCGGAGGUGUGCGUCCAGUACCCGCAGGCCCCACCCCACUCGCCCAACCACAGUACUUACAACACCGAGGACGAACUUUCAACCGCGUCCUCACCGCAGUACGAGGCCCCGUCGCUUCAUCACGCAAUGGGUCCUCCCUACCAUCACCAGAACCACAUUCCACUGCAGCAACAGCAGCAGCAGCAGCAGUUCCACCAUGGACAGCAGGUCAACCAUUCGCCACACCUGCAGCACACCUUCCCCCACCACAUGGCUCAACCCCAGCACCACCCACACCACCACCAGCAGCAACAGCAGGGUUACUACCGGUCCGGCAAGUCCAACGGUGGCAGUGCUGCCAACACGCUGGGCCACGUGUACUCGACCAUCCCGGAGUCGCAGUACAACACGCAUCACUCCCUGAGGGGCGGCGGCGGCGGUGGAGGCGCCGGCGAUAGCAAUCGACCGUACUUUGUGUAAUAUUUACUCUACUUUUUAGGGCCGUUUUUCAAAUCUAUUACACUUCUUUCAUUAUCGCUCGCUCUCUCUCUCGCCGUGUCUGACUGUCUGACUCAUAAAACAGCACUCAUAACUUUAGAGUAAAGUCAUCCAGGAAUACGCCACUUUUCAUCCUCACUUUAUCGUUCAAUCGUAUACUCGCUUUUUAAAUAGGGAGCGCGCGCGAUUUUGCAAAUUUCAAGAAAAGUUGUGUAAAGAGCCGAAAUGUGUAUAAAAUUGUUUAUUACUCCUUCACUUGUACUAGGUAGGUUAGGGUCAAACAGAAAACGAGAAAAGACUUAUUUGAUUAGAAACUUAAUCACUCUCUCUCGCGCGCAGCUGAGCUAUGGCUUCGUUUGGUGCGUAUCGUUGGCGCAUUCGUUUGAAAGUUCGUUCCGCACUAAGUUGUGUAAAAGUAUUUUUAAGAUGGUGACAUCUUCGGUUACAUCCCAAUGAAGCUGUUAGUCUAAUUUUACUGAUAAGAAAUUGAGAAAAACAUUUCAAUUGAUUUGUAACCGAAAAUGAUCGAGAAAUGAGGUUCUUCAAACGAAUGUGCCAUAAUCAAACUAAAUUUCGCGUUUUAAGAAAAUUGAUUAUUUUUUUCCGUGGACAAACCACACCAUUUCAACAUCUUCAAGAGCGCCAACUAGCCCAUGUGUGAUAAAGCAGCAGCACUGUUGUGGUCCCUCCGCUAGACCACACUAAAUUAUAAUGAAACGGUUUGUUGAUUUGUUUUAAUUGAAAGUGACCGCAUCUCGGUCUGUGAGGCGUUCGUUGUGCGGCAACGUCUUCAGUGAACCCUUUUCUUGACGCUUCAAUUACACGGCGCGAUAGUGGUUUCAGGGACGGGGACGGGAUCCGACGGAACAACAAUGACGGACAUUAUCUUGCAGUGUUUUGGGGAUCGCGGGUUGGGACAUAGACGGAGAUUUAAGAUGAUGCAAGAUUCGCCCAAAAUAAGGACGGAACACUGAAAACGUCAAAAAAUAUGCACUUUAAAUUUUUGAUCUCCUAAAAAUGAGAAAAACUCUUAAAUUGAUCAAUUGGCUUGUGAUCUAAUUGAGUUGAGUUCAUCUUAAGAAACAUAAUGAAAUUCCAUUGUUCUGCAAUUUCAACACAUUGUGUCUCUAUCCCUACUCUAUGACGAACACAUUUUUGCGGUUCCGUCAUCGACCUCGAAAGCAAGAAAAACUAAUCAAAACUUGUCCCUUGGGAGAUUGCGUCCACAGCGCGUCCCCCUCAUUUGUGGGACAACCGCUAACGUCGUAAUCAACCGGCUCGUACGACGAUUUCUUUUUGACAGGUUACAAUGUUGCGUGCCAUGUCUGUCGUCGUCGGUGAUGCACGCCAGAUGAAAUUGGGGCUCGGAAUCAAUUCAAUUUGAUGUCGCGAGGCCUUGGUGCGUUAAGAGCGAGUCAUGUUAAAACGACGGAAUGUGUGUAGAUAAGGGCCGAUUGGCGAUUGACAAGCCUAGCCCAAGUAAUUGGAUGGUGUAACGCACGCGUUUGAUGAAUUGACCAUUGUUCCGGCGCGAUUUGGCAGCUAAUAUGAUUGGUUUGCAGAACUGACCAAAACAUUGAGCGGUAACUUUCCGGUGUGACGUCAAUUAAUUCUGUGAAUCCUCCAAUCGCGCAGUGUAAUCCACGGCUUAGUACCAUAAAGCAACAAUGUCUAGGGAGAUGAUCAGGGCUCGAAACUUGAAAUGAGGCCACCAACCAGCAUGGCUAAGAAUCCAUAACCUGUUUGACGCCGCGCAACGUGUAGGAAUUCUCGCCCUGUUUUCGUUGGCGACGGCCCGAAAACUAUUAUCUUCCCGUUCCCUGUCCGUUUCCACGUGGGACCCCUAACCCUUGGCCACCCCGUCCAACUCCGGCUUAACCCAAGCAAGAAACGCCGAUUUUGAGCGAUUUUCCCGAUUUGCCAUAAUGGCGUCGUCCGCGUUUGACAGCUACGCCAUAAUGGCGUGCGCGCGCGCCCCAAUUCCGCAAAAAUGUUUGCAAACAAAGGGCCUGCUUUGUCUGCCGGCAAGCUCGUGCUUGGUGAUCUAGUGGUUAGCCCGGAGAGAUCAAGAUCGACCCAAAGUACACACAACAAAACGGGCGGGAAGAGAACGAUUUCUCGAUGCCUGCUGGCGGAUGAAGUCGGAUGAUGAUGAUGCUGCGUGUUGUUGUUGUUGGGACGAGCCUUCGACUCGGUUAUGGUUCCGCCACUUGGCGUGACUCUCGCAAGUCAGUCUCGUCUCUUCUUUUGUUGUGGUCGCGACGGCAUAUAAAUGGCUGCUUCAUUUAUUAAAACCGUUUAAGAUUUAUUUAUUUUUACAAUUAGUCAUUGAUUAUUUUAAAUGGACGGCCGGGUUCCCGGGAGGUUCGGGUUGGGAGAAAGCUUGGAGAAGAAAAAUGAUGGAACUCCUCUGUCCCGCCGUCGCUUGUUGGAACGAGGCCUUUGUGUUGGCUAUACCGACUGUUAGAUGAAAUGGCUGUGAUAGAGGGUUUAUCGUUUGUCAUACGGAGCUUGAAAGUAGAGAGGCAGCGAUUGCUCAAGAGUUCGUUUUAAUAGCGCAGAGUGACACAAAUUUCGCCUAAUUGAAGUUGACACUCUCCGGUGGAGUACACUGCCGGUUUCCGGAACAUUUGGCGAAAUUACUUCCGCGCCUUCCGGCGAAACUUCAAAGCAAUUUUAAGCUCCAUUAAACGGCGUGACCUGUGAACAAUGCAAUCCCGGUGCCGUCGGAAUGCCUCCGGAUGACGCGCCCACGGCAGUUGCAUUCUUGGCGGCGCGUUUCUCGCUAGGUGUUGACUUGAAAUAUGCACCGCCAUUACUGGGUAAAGAUUCCAUCGAUAAGCCGGGAAGUGGCUCCGAGGGAGCAGGGUAAGGUGGCGUCACUCUUGACCUCCGUGGCAAUUUUCCAAGAAGAGGCAGUUGGAGUAGUUGAGCAGUGUUGUGAAUCUCAAAGAGCUCACGGUAUGCUCAAAAUGAACCAUUUUGAGACUUUUGAGCUGUCAAACAAAUCUGACUGAGAGAGCUCUCGUUUUGCUCAUGAUGCUCUUUUGAGCUCUCUAAGAGUUCUUUUGAGCUUUCAUUUUUGUUUUGAUAAGCAGUGUUGUGAUUUGCAAAGAGCUAGCGGGAAGCUUAGUGACCCUUAAACUGUCAAAUUAUUCUGACAGAGCUCUUGUUUUUUUCUCAACCUUUCUCUUGACCUGCGUUGACAAUUUGUCAAAAAGAGUCAGUUGGUUGAUGAGCGCAGUGUUAUGAAUCUCAAAGAGCUCACGAGAAGCUCAAAAAGAACUCAUUCGAGACCUUUGAGCUGUCAAACAGUUGUGACUGAGAGAGUUCUCGUUUUUUUUUCAACCUUUCUCUUGACCUGCGUGGCAAUUUGUCAAAAAGAGUCAGUUGGAGUUGAUGAGCGCAGUGUUGUGAAUCUCAAAAAGCUCAUGAGAGGAUUAAAAAUAACUCUUUCGAGACCUUUGAGCUGUCAAACAGUUGUGACUGAGAGAGCUCUCGUUUUACUCACGUGAGCAGCAUCAUGAUGCUCUUUUGAGCUCUCUGAGAGUUUAGCUUUCAUUUUUGUUUUGAUAAGCAGUGUUGUGAUUGUGAGCUAACGGGAAGCUCAACAUAAGCUCUUUAGAGACCCUUAAACUGUCAAAUUAUUCUGACAGAGAGAGAGCUCUGAUGCUCUUUUGAGAGCAGCAUGAUGCUCUUUUGAGCUCUAUGAGAGUUCUUAUUGAUUUUCAUUUGUGUUUUAAGAAGAGUGAGCAGGACGGUGCUCUUUUAAGCUCUCUAAGAGUUCUUAUUAGCUCUCAUGGUAUCAAAUCGUUCGUGGGCGCUCGUUACGAGCAAGAUCCAAAAUGACCACAUUUGGCUCAAUUUUCAACUCUGGAUCUAGUGUUGAGUAGUUGCGAACUUAGUUAGGAGAUU